Molecule: messenger RNA, 3968 nt
Organism: Myotis daubentonii (Daubenton's bat)
Lineage: Eukaryota; Metazoa; Chordata; Mammalia; Chiroptera; Vespertilionidae
Gene: FTSJ3
Product: FtsJ RNA 2'-O-methyltransferase 3
Biological process (GO): maturation of LSU-rRNA from tricistronic rRNA transcript (SSU-rRNA, 5.8S rRNA, LSU-rRNA); maturation of 5.8S rRNA from tricistronic rRNA transcript (SSU-rRNA, 5.8S rRNA, LSU-rRNA); rRNA methylation
Cellular component (GO): nucleus; nucleolus; preribosome, large subunit precursor
Molecular function (GO): rRNA (uridine-2'-O-ribose)-methyltransferase activity; rRNA (guanine) methyltransferase activity
Source: RefSeq, a predicted model, not a curated record
GGGAAGGCACAGAACUCCUAAAUGUCUCUAGAAACUCGGUUUUAGUUCACGUGGUCUACUCUCUUGGUCCCAACCUACAGUUUAUAUAAAACCUGGCGACAGAGUAAAAUACUUUUUGGGGCCACGCUCCAAGUGACAGAAAACGUGGAGCCGGGGACGCGUGCUACGCAAGCGGAAGCGGAAGUUGAGUGACACUCCCCCGCCCCACCAUGGGCAAGAAGGGCAAAGUCGGGAAGAGCCGGCGGGACAAGUUCUAUCACUUGGCAAAGGAGACAGGUUAUCGUUCCCGCUCUGCCUUCAAGCUGAUUCAGCUGAACCGUCGCUUUCAAUUCCUGCAGAAAGCCCGAGCCUUGCUGGACCUGUGUGCUGCGCCGGGGGGAUGGCUGCAGGUGGCUGCCAAGUUUAUGCCUGUAUCAAGUCUUAUUGUGGGGGUGGAUCUGGUACCAAUCAAGCCUCUUCCCAAUGUGGUGACACUCCAAGAGGACAUCACAACGGAACGCUGUAGGCAGGCCUUGAGGAAGGAGCUGAAGACCUGGAAAGUGGACGUUGUGCUCAAUGAUGGGGCCCCCAAUGUCGGGGCUAGCUGGGUCCAUGACGCUUACUCACAAGCCCAUUUGACACUGAUGGCUCUCCGUUUGGCUUGUGAUUUCCUGGCCCGUGGUGGCUGCUUCAUCACAAAGGUUUUCCGUUCCCGUGACUAUCAGCCCCUGCUAUGGAUCUUCCAGCAGCUGUUCCGCCAUGUCCAGGCCACCAAGCCCCAGGCCUCUCGCCAUGAAUCGGCAGAGAUCUUUGUAGUCUGCCAAGGAUACCUGGCUCCUGACAAGGUUGACAGUAAAUUCUUUGACCCAAAAUUUGCCUUCAAGGAGGUUGAAGUUCAGGCCAAGACAGUUACUGAAUUAGUGACUAAGAAGAAACCAAAGGCUGAAGGCUAUGCUGAGGGUGACCUCACUCUCUAUCAUCGAACCUCAGUCACUGACUUCCUCCGAGCUGCCAAUCCGGUUGACUUCCUCUCCAAAGCCAGUGAAAUUUCAUUAGAUGAUGAUGAGUUGGCACAGCAUCCAGCUACCACUGAGGAUAUACGGGUGUGCUGUCAGGAUAUCAAAGUGCUGGGGCGCAAGGAGCUUAGGUCCCUACUGAACUGGAGAACGAAGCUUCGGCGAUAUGUAGCCAAGAAGCUGAAAGAGCAAGCAAAGGCGUUGGACAUCAGCCUCAGCUCAGGAGAGGAGGAGGAAGGUGAUGAAGAGGACUCAACAGCUGGGACCCCGAGGCAGCUCUCCAAGGAGGAGGAAGAGGAGGAACAAUUGAAUCGGACCCUGGCAGAGAUGAAGGCCCAGGAGGUGGCAGAAUUAAAGAGGAAGAAAAAGAAGUUGCUGCGUGAGCAGAGAAAGCAGCGGGAGCGUGUGGAGCUGAAGAUGGAUCUUCCCGGGGUUUCCAUCGCAGAUGAGGGGGAGACUGGCAUGUUCUCCCUGCGCACCAUCCGGGGUCACCAGUUGUUAGAGGAGGUAACACAAGGAGAUAUGAGUGCUGCAGACAUGUUUGUGUCCGAUCUGCCAAGAGAUGACAUCUAUGUGUCAGAUGGUGAGGAUGAGGAUGAUACAUCUCUGGAUAGUGACCUGGAUCCAGAGGAGCUGGCAGGAGUCAGAGAUCCUCAGAGUCUAAAGGACCAAAAGUGUGUACGAUUUGCUAAAGCAAAAGAUGAUAAAGCAGAGGAGGAUGAAGAAGAGAACCCAUUGCUGGUGCCUUUGGAGGAAAAGGGAGUCCUGCAGGAAGAACAAGCCAGCCUGUGGUUCUCAAAGGAUGGCUUCAGUGGGAUUGAGGAUGAUGCUGACGAGGCUCUGGAGAUCCGUCAGGCCCAGCUGUUGUAUGAGAGCCGCCGGAAGGGGCGGUCGCAGCUGCCACCACCACCACCACCAUCUUCUGGUUUGAAGACAGAGAGAAAACCUUCCCAGUGCCCGGAUGAGGCCCUUAAGGAGACACAGGCUCCACCAGGGACAGAGGCUGCCACUGGCCCUGGGGGUGGGGAGAAAGAUGACAGCUCCGACAGUGACAGUAGCAGCAGUGAGGAUGAAGAGAGCUGGGAACCACGCCAUGGUAAGAAGCGAAGCCGUGGGUCCAAGUCAGAGGAUGAUGGGUUUGAGAUAGUGCCUAUUGAGGACCCAGUGAAACAUCGGAUACUGGACCCUGAAGGCCUUGCGUUAGGUGCUAUUAUUGCCUCUUCCAAAAAGGCCAAGAGAGACCUCAUAGAUAAUUCCUUCAGCCGGUAUACAUUUAAUGAGGAUGAAGGCGAGCUUCCAGAGUGGUUUGUGCAGGAGGAAAAGCAGCACAGGAUACGGCAGUUGCCUAUUGACAAGAAGGAGGUGGAGCAUUAUCGGAAACGGUGGCGAGAAAUUAAUGCACGUCCCAUCAAGAAAGUGGCUGAGGCUAAAGCCAGAAAGAAACGCAGGAUGCUGAAGAAGCUGGAACAAACCAAGAAGAAAGCAGAAGCUGUGGUGAACACGGUGGACAUCUCAGAACGAGAGAAGGUGGCACAGCUUCGAAGCCUCUACAAGAAGGCUGGGCUUGGCAAGGAGAAACGCCAGGUCACCUAUGUCGUAGCCAAAAAAGGUGUGGGCCGCAAAGUGCGCCGGCCAGCUGGAGUCAGAGGUCAUUUCAAAGUGGUGGACUCAAGGAUGAAGAAAGACCAAAGAGCACAGCAACGGAAGGAGCAGAAGAAGAAAAACAGGCGGAAGUAAGCAGAGCCACCAGGGCCUCUGAGAAGGCAGUGUAUGGAGAAGCGACUGCAGGUUACUCCCGCCUCCGUUACCAGCUGCACCCUGCUUGCAUCACAGUCAUCUGAAAAGACAGUGAGGUGUGGGGUACCUAGAACUCUCACGGUGCUCUGAGGACAUCUGCCUCUUGUGAAAGCACUGCCGAAGUGCCCUGUUGGACUCCACAACCCUUCCAUGAAGAAGACGGUACUUCUUUAAAUCAUGAAAGGGAACUUGAGUGUUGAGGUGGCAUUCACUCUAGUCUAUUUCUGGACCUCUCAGGUCUCUCCAUCCUCUUCCAUUGACAUUUAAAUAAAACCAUGAUUAUAGAUGUCUUUUCUGCCGUCCCAUUAAGUGCUAACUUAGGUGCUGCACUGUUCUAAAUCCUAUUUAGCAUGUUCUGACUCCUGAGGUAGAAAUGACAGACAAUUCACAGGUCCCAGUAGUAAAACAUUUACUAGAGCAAGCAGAAAAGAAUGCACAUCUUAAAGAAACCUUCACAAAGUCACAAAAUUUGAAUUAUGUAUAUUUCCUUUAUAAACAACAUAGAACAAAAAUCAUCAAAAUCAUCUCAGCAAAAGAUUUUUCUACCAUUGUGGCAAGUUAAAAAAAACAACACACAAUGAAAUAGGGGAAGACAGUUAAAAGCUGUUGGGGUUUUAAAUUUAGCAACACUUCAGACCUGGAGCAAUCCUGUUUUUAGGAUCAUCUUUCACCUUUUAAUAGUAGUGGCUCUGGGCUUCUACUACAGGCUGCUUCUUCCUGUCUCAGGGCUGGAUACAAACCUGAGCAUCAACUCCACUUAGAAUCAGAUACCUCCCUUCCCUGCAAAUGUAUGGAAGCACCAAAGUGCUUCCCAAACAUCCCUAACACCUCAAAGGACUGGCUUUGCAGAAGCCAACUCCUAAAAGGGACUGCCUGGGCACAUGGCUAAGAAAAAGAUUUUUACUUAUAGAUGUUUAUAAGCUGACCGUAAAAAAUACACACUACAUGAUAUAAACCUAGAGUUUUAUAUCCUAUAAGGCCCUUACAACAAACCCAGAGCCAAAAGAAGCUUCCCAGCUCUCACUGCUUAUGAUCAAAGCAGCCCCCCAAAAUAAUCCAAAAAACGAUCCAGAUGAAGGGGUAAUGUCUCCAAGGGCCAGCUACCCACUAAGGGAAGGGGGUCCUUACAUCUUGGGCCCCACCCAACCCAGCCCUGAGACACCUAAUUACCAAAAA